CUCAGUUCUCUGUUAUAUAUUGUUAGUUACAAAAAGAACUUAGUUUGAGUAAUACAAAGAACUUAGUGUGAUGGAAAAUUUGAGUCCUUUCAAUGAGUUCGGUUUUAGUGCAAUUGAGGAUAAACAUAGUUCAUCAAAUUAUACUUCUUGGGCUAUAGAGGGAAUGAAUGAAGUGAACAAGGUUCAAUUUUCUGGUGCUGAAGAGUGGGGUGAGUCAAUGGGAAUUGACCCUUUUGGGUCUAGUUUUGAAUUCUUUCCUUCACAGCAGCAGCAGCAACAACAAUUAUCAUAUCUUGAGUAUGGAACAUUGGAGAAUCUACAAUUUGUUGCGGUUUCUCCACCACCACAAACCCAUACAUACUUUGAUGACCUCCACAUGUUUGAUGAAAAUCCAACAAGAAUGGUUCCACUAAGUGAAGAAACUAUUGCAAACGACAAACAGCAAAACUCAUCAACUCCUUUAGCAUCACUUGAGUUAUUGAAGAGCUAUGGCAGCAACAAAGGAUUUAAGAAGUUAUGUGAUGAAGAGAAAAUUAUGCAACCAAUUGAUCACUCUGCUGCAGGUAAUGAAGUUCUUGGAAGAAAGCUUUCAACUGACGAUGUGAUGAGGAUAGCAGGAACAAGGUUCAUUCAAUCAUCACCAUCAUCACCAAAAUCUUUAGGAUCAUCAGCUUUGAAGUCAAUUUUUAGCCACCCUUUUGGUCAAUUUUUCUCAGGACUCUCUGGUGAGGAGAAAGAGGAGGUUCAACUUGCUGAAUCACUCUUGGCUUGUGCUGAGAAGGUGGGGUUUAAGCAGUACGGGCGAGCCGGCAAGUUGCUAUCUCAAUGCGAGUCAUCGUCUUCCAAGACCGGUUCACCAGUUAAGCGAGUUGUUCAUUACUUCGCGGAGGCUCUUCGCCUCAGGAUUGAUCUUGAGACGGGAAGAAUUUCAUCCAAGGACUUGAAAAAGAUGCAACCAAUGGAUCCUCGAGAGAUAACCAAGAAUCUCACCCCCUCUGUUUUGGCAUUUUAUGGAGCAGCUCCUUUCUGUCAGAUCACAAUGUUCACACUAGUCCAAUCUAUAAUUGAAAAUGUUACUGAGGCAAAGAAGAUUCACAUCAUUGAUUUUGAAAUCAGAAAGGGUGUGCAAUGGACAACCCUGAUGCAAUCCCUUGUGUCAAGAAAUCGAUGUCCUUUAGAGCUGCUUAAGAUAACAGCUGUUGGAAGUGGAAGCAAUUCGAAGCUUAUCAUAGAGGACACUGGAAAGAGGUUGAAGGAUUUUGCAAUAAGCUUGAAGAUAAACCUUUGCUAUGAUUAUGUUAUUGUACCUGACAUGCUGCAACUCAGAGAGGAUCUAUUUAAGAUAGAUCCUGAGGAAACAAUUGUGGUUUACUCUCAGUAUGCACUUGGCAGCAAGAUUCAGCAGCCGGACCAGCUCGAAACUAUCAUGAGAGUUGUCAAAACAAUAAGGCCUAGUGUACUUGCGAUAACUGAAAUUGAGGCGAGCCACAAUUCGACUUCAUUUGUAAACCGGUUCAUUGAGGCGCUUUUCUACUUCAGUGCAUUCUUUGAUUGUUUAGAGAAUUGUAUGAAGCAUGACGAGCCGAACAGGCUGGUUUUCGAGUCGCAGUACCUUGCUUAUGGAAUCAAGAACAUAUUGGCUGCCGAGGGAGCAGAGAGGAAUGCUAGGAAUGUGAGGAUUGAUGUAUGGAGGGCAUUUUUCUCCCGGUUUGGACUGGUGGAAACAGAGAUUAGCAUGUUAUCUUUGUUCCAAGCUGAGCUUGUUGCUAAAAGGUUCCCUUGUGGAAGCAGUUGUACAUUUGAUAGGGAUGGGAAUUCCCUUCUUUUGGGGUGGAAGGGAACACCAUUGAACUCUAUUUCUGUGUGGAAGUUCCUAUGAGGAAAAUUUUAUUUGUAUGCUCUGAUCAGUGAUUCUGGUUCUAGAAAACAAAUACUCUUUGCUGCAAAUUGAGAUUUUACACUCACCAUUAUUCAGCCAUCAGAUAAUGGUAGUUGUUAUAAUCUCAACAUCUUGGUAGUGUGAAACUAGAAUUCAGAUUAGGAGCCUUAGGGGCCUAACCUUGUGAAUUAUAUUUCUACUUCGAGCGAGGUUUUUCCUGGUCCAAUUAUAUUUUACUCUUACCACGAAUUAUUUUUCUUUGGUUAACUAUGAAUAAAUUGU
This is a messenger RNA of Arachis duranensis, 2161 nucleotides long. RefSeq names its product DELLA protein RGL3-like. Gene Ontology annotation, molecular function: sequence-specific DNA binding; DNA-binding transcription factor activity. The coding region runs from base 71 to 1879 and encodes 602 amino acids. The transcript has a single exon. Gene Ontology annotation, biological process: regulation of DNA-templated transcription. The record is from RefSeq and is a predicted model, not a curated record. Lineage: Eukaryota; Viridiplantae; Streptophyta; Magnoliopsida; Fabales; Fabaceae. Gene Ontology annotation, cellular component: nucleus.